CGCGCCACUUGUUACCACUAGGUGGCGCGUGCUGCCCGGGCACGAACUCACCCCUUUGCACUGUCUCCCCCAAGCUUCCUUUCACUUUCGGUCUUUGGCUGUCACCCAGCUUGGUCGUUCCACACCCAGCUGGGGCAAGCCUGACCCUGCCACAGGCAUGAGGGGUCCCCGGCCGAGAUGACAGUGCUGGCGCCAGCCUGGAACCCAAACCCCUCGCUGCUGCUGCUGCUGCUGCUGCUGAGUCCUUGCCUGCGGGGGACACCUGACUGCUACUUCAGCCACAGCCCCAUCUCCUCCAACUUUCACUUGAGGAUCCGCGAGUUGACUGACUACUUGCUUAAAGAUUACCCAGUCACGGUGGCCAUCAAUCUUCAGGACGAGAAACACUGCAAGGCCUUAUGGAGCCUCUUCCUGGCCCAGCGCUGGAUGGAGCGCCUGAAGGUUGUGGCAGGGUCUGAAAUGCAAAAACUCCUGGAGGUUGUCAACACGGAGAUACAUUUCGUCACCUCGUGUGCCUUCCGGCCUCUCCCAGAAUGCCUUCGCUUCGUCCAGACCAACAUCUCCCACCUCCUGCAGGACACCUGCAUGCAGCUGUUGGCCCUGAAGCCUUGUAUGGGGAAGGCUUGCCAGAAUUUCUCUCGGUGCCUGGAGGUGCAGUGCCAGCCGGACCCCUCUACCCUGCUGCCCCCACGGAGUCCUGGAGCCCUAGAAGCCUCAGACCUUCCAGAGUCUCGGCCCAGCCGGCUGCUCCUGCUCCUGCUGCUGCCUCUCACGCUUGUGGCUCUGGCAGCUGCCUGGGGCCUUCGCUGGCAGAGAGCGAGGAGGAGGGCUGUGCUCCGACCCGGGGUGCCCCUCACCUCCCACCCCUAGGAUGUGACACUUGGGCAGCGUUGACCCAGCCAGGGUCUUAUCUAGAGGAGGGCACCGAGGCCAAGCAGGAGUCACCUGACAGACGUUGCACAACCUGGACACACGGAAAACUGGGAGGAGGCUGGCCCCUCUUGGACCUCGCUGCCCCUCCAGCCGUCCCCCCAGGAUGGAGCGGACGUCAGAGCCCCGCCCCGCCCACCCAACUCUACAGAGUCCCUGCUCCCAUGGAUUUGUAUAUAAGUGUAUAAAUGUUUUUACCAGCUC
Messenger RNA from Phodopus roborovskii (desert hamster), 1134 nucleotides. It is a transcript of the gene Flt3lg, whose product is annotated as fms related receptor tyrosine kinase 3 ligand. The record is from RefSeq and is a predicted model, not a curated record. Gene Ontology annotation, molecular function: receptor tyrosine kinase binding; cytokine activity. Gene Ontology annotation, biological process: positive regulation of cell population proliferation. The transcript has 9 exons. Gene Ontology annotation, cellular component: membrane; cell surface. NCBI's taxonomy places the organism in Eukaryota, Metazoa, Chordata, Mammalia, Rodentia, Cricetidae. Bases 178 to 870 code for a protein of 230 amino acids.